AUGGACGUUCCGCCGGCCAAGGAUAUUAAAAUUUUAGAAACAGUUCAGGAGAUUCAAGACCGCCGAAAGACCGUUCUCAGUCGCUACGAUGCCUUCAAGGAUGGCUCGAAGAGUAAGCGCUCCAAGUUGGAGGACUCUCGCCGUUUCCAGUACUUCAAGCGAGAUGCCGACGAGCUGGAGUCGUGGAUCAACGAAAAGCUGCAGACUGCCUCGGAUGAGUCCUACAAAGACCCCACCAACCUUCAGGCGAAAAUUCAAAAACAUCAAGCCUUUGAGGCCGAGGUGUUGGCUCAUUCCAACGCCAUCGUUGAGCUCGACCAGAACGGUUUUGAGAUGAUUUCGCAGAAUCACUAUGCAUCGGAAGUGAUCAAGGAUCGCCUCGACGAGCUGCAUCGCCUGUGGGAUCUGCUGCUUUCCAAACUCAACGACAAGGGCUACAAACUUCAGCAGGCCCUGGUGCUGGUGCAGUUUCUUCGCCAGUGCGAUGAGCUGAUGUUUUGGAUCAAGGACAAGGAAGCGAUUGUCGCCUCCGAUGACAUCGGCCACGACCUCGAGCACGUCGAAGUGCUGCAGCGCAAGUUCGACGAGUUCAAGAAGGACAUGGCCAGCCAGGAGUUUCGCAUCAACGAGAUCGACCAGAAGGCAGCGGAGCUGAUUCAGGCAGAUCACACGGAGAAGGAGCAGAUCAGCCGCCGAGCGGCGGAGAUUCACGAGGCCUGGGCUCGCCUGCUGGAGCUGAAGAAGCGACGAGAGGAGAAGCUGUUUGGCGCCCACGAGAUUCAGCGCUUCAACCGCGACGCCGAUGAGGCCAUUUCGUGGAUCAACGAAAAGGACGCCAUCAUCUCCACGGACGACUACGGGCGCGACCUCGUCUCGGUGCAGAACCUGCAGCGGAAGCACGAGGGCGUCGAGCGCGACCUGGGCGCCCUCGCGGAGAAGGUCGACCUGCUGAGUCAGGAGGCGGACCGCCUCUGCGAGAAGCACCCCGACCUGGCCGAGCAGACGCAGGCGAAGCAGCGGGAGAUUGAGGGUGCCUGGCGGCAGCUGCAGAGCAAGUCCGCCGAGCGGCGCGUCAAGCUGGAGCACUCCUACCUGCUGCAGCAGUUUCUCGCCGACUACCGCGACCUGAUCAGCUGGAUUCACGACAUGAAGACCAUCAUCUCCUCGGACGAGCUGGCGAAGGACGUGGCCGGGGCGGAGGCGCUGCUCGAGCGCCUGCAGGAGCACCAGAGCGAGAUUGAGGCGCGCAAGGACGCCUUUGCCGCCUUCAAGGUCUCCGGGCAGUCGUUGAUUGACAACGGCAUUUCGCCGGCUGAGGUGGGCGAGAAGAUGGCCGCCCUCGAGUCGGAGUACGAGUCGCUGAUUCAGCUGCGUGAGGAGCGCCGUAUCCUCUACGAGCAGUGCAUGGACCUGCAGCUCUUCUACCGCGACACCGAACAGGCGGAGACGUGGAUGACGAAGCACGAGACCUUCCUCCUCAAUGAAGACCUGGGCGACUCGCUGGACUCGGUGGAGGCGCUGCUGAAGAAGCACGACGACUUCGAGAAGACGCUCGCUACGCAGUCAGAGACGGUGAACAACCUGGACAAGUUCGGCGAACGGCUGAUCGAGGCGCAGCACUACGCCAAGGAGGACAUUCAGGAGCGCCGGGAGGUGCUGCUGCAGCGGCGGUCGCAGAUCCUCGAGCGCAGCGCCAAGCGGCGCAACCUGCUGAUGGAGGCCUACCAGCUGCAGCAGUUUGAACGGGACUGCGACGAGAUCAAGGGCCUCAUCACCGAGAAGCUGAAGACGGCCAUUGACGAGAACUACCGCGACCCGACGAACAUCAACGGGAAGCUGCAGAAGCACCAGCAGUUCAACCAGGAGCUGGAGGCGAAUCGCGGAAGAGUGGAGGAGGUCAAUGAGACCGGCAAUGAGCUGGUGGAGAAGAAGCACUACGCCGCGGAGCACAUCAAGGCGCGCGUCGCGGAGAUCAACGAGCUGUGGUCCGCCGUGAACGACUCCUCGGAGAAGAAGGGCUCCAAGCUGAUGGAGGCCUCCUCGCAGCAGAAGUUUAACCGAAACGUCGAGGACGUCGAGCUGUGGCUCUCCGAGAUGGAGAGUCAAAUCGUCUCGGAGGACGUCGGCAAGGACCUCACCUCGGUGCAGAACAUGCUGAAGAAGCACGCGCUGAUUGAGUCUGACAUUGCCUCGCACCAGGACCGCAUUGACGAUAUUGCCCGCCAGGCGGACAAGUUUGUCGAGGACGGGCACUUUGAUGCGGAGAGCAUCAAGGCGAAGCAGGCGGCCCUCAAUGAUCGCUACCACUCGCUGAAGACGCCGCUGAACCGCCGUAAGGCUCGCCUGAAUGACGCCCUCAAGGUGCAGCAGCUCUUCCGGGACAUUGAAGACGAGGAGGCGUGGAUCCGCGAGAAGGAGCCCAUUGCCGCGUCCACCAACCGAGGCCGUGACCUGAUUGGCGUGCAGAACCUAAUGAAGAAGCACCAGGCGAUGAUUGCGGAGAUCAACAAUCACGAGCACCGCAUUCGCACGGUGGAGCAGGUGGGCGAGGACAUGAUCCACACGGGGCACUUUGCCUCGGAGGACAUCAACCGCCGCCUGGUGUGGCUCAAUGAGCAGUGGCACUCGCUGAAGGAGAAGGCCGCCCGGCGCAAGCAGGACCUGGAGGACUCGCUGCAGGCGCAGCAGUACCUCGCCGACGCCAAUGAGGCGGAGUCGUGGAUGCGCGAGAAGGAGCCCAUCGUCGGCAGCGACGACUACGGCAAGGACGAGGACUCGACGGAGGCGCUGCUGAAGAAGCACGAGGCCAUCAUGGCCGACCUGGAGGCCUUCGAGAAUACGAUUCGAAAUCUGCGCGGCCAGGCGCAGUCCUGUCGCCAGCAGGAGGCGCCCUCCGGAGAGUACGUGCCCGGCCGCGAGGCAGUGGUGGCGCUGUACGACUAUGCGGAGAAGUCGCCGCGCGAGGUGUCGAUGAAGAAGGGCGACGUGCUGACGCUGCUGAACGCCUCCAACAAGGACUGGUGGAAGGUGGAGGUGAACGACCGCCAGGGAUUUGUGCCCGCCGCCUAUGUGCGCCGAGUGGAUGAGAGCCUCUCCGCCAGCCGCCAGCACCUGCUCAGCCAGAACUCCCUCUCGGCGCGACAGACGCAGAUUGAGGCGCAGUACGAGUCGCUGCUGCAGCUGGGCAGAGAGCGAAAGCGCAAGCUGGAGGAGGCCUGCCGCGGCUACCAGCUGAUUCGCGAGGCCGCCGAGCUCACCCAGUGGGUGAAGGACAAGGAGCAGGUGGCCUCGGUGGGCGAGGUCGGCGAGGACCUGGAGCACGUCGAGGUGCUGCAGAAGAAGUUCGACGACUUUCUCUCCGACCUCAAGUCGAAUGAGGUCCGCCUGACGGAGAUGAACCAGAUGGCGAAUCAGCUGGCCGACCUGGGGCAGACAGAGGCGGCCAACAAGAUCAACCGACAGGUGGAGGAGCUCAAUCAGAAGUGGGUGCACCUCCAGGAGAUGACCUCCAGUCGGGAGCAGCAGCUGGCGUCCGCACAUGAGGUGCAGCGUUUCCACCGGGACAUUGACGAGACGAAGGACUGGAUCAGGGAGAAGGACGAGGCGCUGGACACUGACGACGAGGGCAGCGACCUGCGCUCGGUGCAGACGCUGCAGCGCAAGCACGAGGGCCUGGAGCGGGACCUGGAGGCGCUCUACGAGAAGGUGAAGCAGCUGGACAAGACGGCGGCCAACAUUGAGCACCGCCACCCGGAGUCGGCGGAGCAGACGCGCGAGAAGCAGACGGAGAUCAUCGAGGAGUGGAACAAGCUGCGCAUCAAGGCCAAUGAGCGCCGCGUGAAGCUCUCCAACUCGUACGAGCUGCAGCGCUUUCUCAACGACCACAGCGACCUGAUGCUGUGGAUCAACUCGAUGAGCAGUCUGGUGUCCUCGGACGAGCUGGCCAGUGACACCAUCGGCGCGGAGGCGCUGCUGGAGCGCCACGGCGAGCUGUGGACGGAGAUUCACGCCCGGCGGACCAACUACAACACCAUCGAGGAGUUCGGCCAGCGGCUGAUUCGCAACCAGCACUACGCCGCCGAUCUGGUGAAGGAGAAGCUGGGCGCCCUUUACCACGCCUUCCAGGACCUAGAGCGCGCCUGGACGGAGCGCAAUGAAAAGCUGCGCCAGUGCCUCGACCUGCAGCUCUUCUACCGCGAGUGCGAGCAGGCGGAGAGCUGGAUGGCCAACCGGGAGUCCUUCCUCACCUCGCCCGACGACGACGACAACGUCGACAUACUGAUCAAGAAGCACGAGGACCUCAACAAGGCCAUUCGCAUUCAGGAGGAGAAGAUUGAGAAUCUGAAACGGCUGGCGGACAACCUGGUGGAGAACAACAACUACGCGAAGGAGUCGAUUGAGGACAAGCGCGACCAGGUGCUGGAGCGGUGGAAUCUGCUGAAGGAGGCGCUCAUUGAGAAGCGCAGCAAGCUGGGCGACACGCAGACGCUGCAGCAGUUCUCCCGUGACGCCGACGAGAUCGAGAAGUGGAUCACUGAGAAGAUGCAGAUGGCAAUGGACGAGUCGUACAAGGACCCGACCAACAUUCAGUCGAAGCACCAGAAGCACCAGGCCUUCGAGGCGGAGCUGAGCGCCAACCAGGAGCGCAUCCAGCAGAUACUCGCCAUGGGCGACAAUCUGAUCGACAAGGAUAAGUGCUCGGGCAGCGACGAUGCCGUUCGCCAGCGGCUGACGAUCAUCACCGAGCAGUGGAAGUACCUGACGGAGAAGACCACCGAGAAGUCGGUGAAGCUGAAGGAGGCGAAUAAGCAGCGCUCCUACAAUGCCGCCAUCAAGGACAUUGACUUCUGGCUGGGCGAGGUGGAGUCACUGCUCAAGUCGGAGGACGUCGGCAAGGACCUCAACUCAGUGCAAAAUCUGAUCAAGAAGCACCAACUGGUGGAAGCGGACAUCAUCGCCCACGAGGACCGCGUCAAGGACAUGAACGUGCUGGCGGACUCGUUGAUUGACGCCGGCCAGUUUGACACCAACGUCAUCCAGGAGCGACGCGCCUCCAUCAACGAGCGCUACGAGCGCAUUCGCACGCUGGCCACCUACCGACGAAAUCGGCUGAAUGAGGCGAACACGCUGCACCAGUUCUUCCGCGACAUUGCCGACGAGGAGUCGUGGAUCAAGGAGAAGAAGCUACUGGUCUCCUCCGACGACUACGGCCGCGACCUGACCGGCGUGAAGAACCUCCACAAGAAGCACAAGCGCUUCGAGAAUGAACUGGCCGCCCACGAGCCGACCAUCCAGGCGGUACAGGAGGCCGGCCAGAAGCUGAUGCUCGAGUCGAAUCUGGGC
Molecule: messenger RNA, 5343 nt
Organism: Rhagoletis zephyria (snowberry fruit fly)
Lineage: Eukaryota; Metazoa; Arthropoda; Insecta; Diptera; Tephritidae
Source: RefSeq, a predicted model, not a curated record